GACCCGGGCCGCUCGGACAGCUGUCACCUGGCUAUCGGCUCCGGGAUACCUACGAGCGGGGCUGACAUCAUUUACGAGCCGUCUCGGACGGAAUAUCGUCUCGAUCGCGUCGCCCUUCGCCUUCGGGUUCGAACGUCCGCCUACCGGAUAUUCCGCGAACGCCGGAAUAAAUUCCGAUCACCGCGAGUUUCGAACGUAUACGGAACUUGGACUCCUCGAAGAAUCCGGCGCGCGUUUUCGAGCGACGGUACCGCUGCCGUGCUCGAACUUUCGAACGUUCGAAGGUACGUUAACGCCGAUUUUCACGCCGUUGCUGCUAUCGUGGAGAACAGCACCGGGAACAGCGCCGGCGAAGAGAAGAGGAAGAGAAGAUCGGACAAGAGCCUCGAUCAUCGGUGGCAGCGAUGCAGGGCCUUCUGCGGUCGGACGAGGAGCACACGCGCGAUCGCAGCAGCAACGACGGAAAAGAUCCGUUACGCGAAUUUGGUACCGCGAAUCCGAAUCGUCCACGGCACCGACGACGAGAUCGACGAAACAGCGACGCGGAGAAGACGGAAGAGGCUGGACCGCGUCACGACUCCGCGGCGCGGAUCGUCUGCACGGACGAUCCUCGGGACGAGCCGGGAACGCUAACGUUCCCGUUUUUGCGCCCAUGCGGUUCGAUCCGGCCGGAUUCACGGGACCAUCUACGUCGCACGAGCGAACCAACGGGAACGAGGAUCGCUCGUCCUCGAUUUUACGUAUCCGCUUUGGUCGCAGCGAUCCUUCCGUCGCGCGGAUCCGUUCGUUUCACCUUCGAGACCAGGUCGACGUUCUGGCGAGCAGUUUCCUAUUCGUCCUGCGAACUUGCAACAUUCUCGGACAACGAGCGUCCGAUCGAGAGAAGAAGCCACGUUGUCGUCGGCCCCGCGAUCGUCGCGAAUCCAACGGCGUUAACGGUGGAACCGUUACCGAUCGUCGUCGACUCGCGUCGCUCGUUCGGCGUCGUUCCGCCGAGCAUCAAAAUGGGCCCGAAUUCAGAAACGCCACUGCCUUUCGCGUAUUUUACUGUUCAGUUUACCGCAGUGAGGCGUGCGCGCGCAUUCGCACCCUCGCGAUUAUUUUGGAACGGAGAAAGCGUCGGGUGUCGCGAUUUCGUCGCUGCAACGGUCACGAUGCGGACCGAGGGAACGGUGACGACGACGACGACGACGACGACGCCGACGACGACGAGGACAACGACGACGAGGACGACGAGGAGAACGACGCCGGCCUCGUCGAGCGCGUUUCGUGGACGUCGCCUAGAGAAUCGAGGUCACGGCCGUCUCGCGACCGAAUCGACCACGAGACGAGAACGAGAACGAGAACGAGAACGAGAACGAGAACGAGAACGAGAACGAGAAAGAGAACGAGACGAAAGAGCGAUCACCGGCAAUCCGUCGAUCCCUCACCGAUACCCAUCGCGAACGUUCCUUCCGUCGACGCGUUCGCUUACACUGCCCACACCGACGAGGACGAGGACGGAUGCCGUCGCGACAUCGAUGCGUCGUCUGUUCGCGAGCGAGACGGAAAGCUUCGAAGGAGCAGCACGGCUCGUCGAGGAGAGGUUCGCGACCAGAAGCACGAACGCGGAUACGAACGGUUACGCGUCGCGAACGGAAACGGAAGAAGCGGAAACGAUUACACUGCCCGGUUCCAGGAGCCGAUUACCAACGGAAACUGCAACACCGAGAAACAGUUGGCGACCAGCGGAUCGACGAGACUGUCCAAUUCCUGCGGUCGAAAGUACGGCUUGUUGUUCGUCAUGUAUUUGCUCGCUUGGCCGCUUGUCUGUUCGACGACUCCUUCCGGACAAUUUGCUUCCGGUUUCGCCCACGGUCCAUCCCUCGGUCCCGCCGAGAAUCUUUUGCAGCGCAACGCCACGCAAAUUUCAUCGUUGUUUUCGUCGGGUGUCGCGUACCAACAACGGCAACAGGAACAGCAACGGCAGCAGCAACAACAGCAACAACAACAGCAGCAGCAGCAACAGCAACAACAACAGCAGCAACAACAACAGCAGCAGAAACAGCGUCAUCGUCAGCCGGAAGAGCAAUUGGUUCGAGACGCGGAGUACGGUAGAGAGGGUAACGGGCAUCGUCGUCGCUGGUACGAGGAUCAGCGAAAGGAAGAGGAACGCGAAGAACGCGAAAUGGACGAGUCGUCGUCGUAUCAAGGUCACCAGGCGGCUCUCGAAUCCGAAACGAUACAUCCUUACAACGAAUACAGCUGGGAGGUGAACCAGAUAAAUCCUUGGCUGUCGGCCUGCGAUCUGGCGGGCCCAGCGCCGGCCGAUCUUCAAGGUAGUUGCGGUCCACCGGAAGUCCCGAAGAACUGCCCGAUCGCCUGCGUAACCGGCUCGAAACCGACCGAACGGGAGAAGGAGUUUCUCGAGGUGAUCGAGAGGAAUUCCUGGUCGAGGCGAACCAAGCCGAACGAUCCCGGAUCCGUGGAGGAGAACGGCAACGAUACGAAGAAGAACAAGAAGAGGAAGAAGAAGAAGAUUUCCGCGGAAGGCGUACAGAUGGCUCCGGAACAGUGCCUUUUUUAUCUCGAGGAAUCGCAUAAGCGGGACAUCUGUCGAGAUGAUUUUGGCCGGACCAGUACGCGAAGUUUUUUAACCCCGAGGGAGAAUCGAUAUUGGUUCAUGAGCGGGUUGCGUCUGCGGCACUGCUGCGAGCACGCGGUGGUCAACGCCCUGGCGCCCGGCAAGGGCGGUCCGCUCGAGAACGUGCUAAACGGUGGCCAGAAGUGCGCCGAUGCCCUGGACAAGCUGUUGCUCGUCGAUGCGUUAGCCGCGAGAUUGCAUUGUGAAUUCGAGGAAGUGCUGGCGCGAUACGACUGUGCUCAGCCCUAUUCGGUCAUCUUCAACUGCACCCAUUGUAAGGAAGCGUAUAGAAAAUGGGUAUGCAGCUCCCUGGUGCCUUACUUUGCUCAUGGGGGACCGCAGGACUUGGACAGUUCGGACAGCUGGGUCGGAAGCAGGCUAAGGCCCUGUCGGUCCUUUUGCCAAUCCGUGGAGCAACGUUGCCCUUACUUACUUCCGGGUGACCGUGCCCCCGCUUACCCCACGCAGUACGCUGGCGAACCUACUUUCCUUUGCAGAGAUCCAAACAUCCCCGAGACCGGAGAACAAGCUGCGAGGGCGUUGCAUAGCAGCGAAGAGAACGAGUGUUGCUUUCACGCGUGCUCCGAGGAGUAUCCGGGAUCGGGUAUCUGCGCGAAUUGUACCGACCGAGAACCACGGAAACGCGGGAGAAGCCACGAUCCUCCGACAGCGCCCUUCUGCGAGAUUAAUCCUAUUCAACCAGCUUUCACAGGUGUACAAAUCGAAGAAGAGGACGAAUCGUCCUCGUCGGCGAGGGACACGGCGGCGCCUGGGACGGCGACGAAUCCGGUGCAACAACAGGGGACCUCGUUGUGCGGAAGCGGCGGUGUCGGUUCGAUGACGAGCGUCUCGUCCUCCGAUCGAUCAACGAUCAGCCUUCUCCCGCAACUGUUUUGGUUAUGCUCGAUCUUGACCAGCAGCCUCGGUAACGUUCGAACGAUCCCCGUGGUAUGGUUCACUCGGAUUAUCGCGCGGACGCGCGUCGUCGCUGGCGGACGAUCGGUGGUUCGCAAAGAUCAGCAGCCGACCGGUAGACCUUGUCGCUUGGCUGCACGAAACGAGCCUGCGUCACGUAACCGAGUGGAUGCUCGAAAAGUGGGUGACGGUCGAACGUCGGUGCCGAGGUUGUUGGUGGUAUCGGUGGUGUCGGUGUUGGUGCUGGUGCUGGUGCUGGUGUUGGUGCUGGAGUUGGAGGCGAAGGCGGAGGUGGCGCGGAAUAUCGUCGAGCGGUCGCGUUCGAUGGAAAUUCCGACCCGCGGUGACUCGUCGACGCGAGUAGACGCUCGUCGGACACGGGAUUCCGGCUCGUUCGCCGUCAAGUGUCGCUGGCGGCGAUGGAAUUGGUGGUGGUGGUGGUUGUAUCGAUGGUGGAGAUCGCGGACCACGGCGGGGUACGCGACGAAACGCGCAGCCGGAAGAAACGAACGGGACGGCAGGAACGUGAGAAGCGGAAGGAGAAGGAAAAACGGCCGGUUAAGGAGGAGAAAAACCGCAGGAAGUUUCGACGUUUUCGGCAACGACGUAUGGCAUUGCUCGGCCACGCGGCGAUACUUUCGAUUGUCCUCGAGAAAGGAUCCGCCAUAGAGGAGGUCGGGGGGAACGCGAGCAGCGUGAAAUACAGGUUUUUUCUAUCGGUAGCCAGAGCUCCGUCGUAAAGGACUUUGGAUCUACGAUUCCGUCGGACCUUCUUCCGAACGGACGAAGGGUUUUCGAGGGCAAAGCCCUCGAGGAGGAAGGUCGGUACGAACGAGAGGGCGCGUGGCAAACGUAGAUAAAAAAAAAGCUGGAAAGAGAGUCGGAAUGCCUGGAAACGGAACGAAAACGAGAUAAAAGGCAUUCGAAGAAGAAGAAAAAGGUAAAUCACGGUAUCGAACGAGAGCGAGAGAAGCGUGCACGGUGAACGCGCGCGAGCUGCGUACGACGACUUUCGAAGCCGGAUGGAGGAGGGUAUUUCGAGGUUUACGGAACGAACGCUUCGUUCCGAACGAUAGAAUGAGAAAGGGAGAAAGACGCGUACACGAAUGGAAAAAUCGAAAAGACCGGCAACGUCUAUCGCUAAUAAUAACGAUAACAAUAAUACAAUAAUAAUUAAGUAAUUAAUUAUGAUAAAGAAUUAACGACGGUAACGGUAACGAUGACGAGGCCGAUGAUAGAACGAUGCCGAUAAUGAAAUUACGAUAACAACGGUGAUCGAAGAAUAAUGAAAUAAAAUACUAGUUAACGAAUAAUAAUAAUGAUGCUGAUGAUGCUGAUGAAUAACGAGGUAAAAUAAUAACGGUUAAAUAAUUAAAAGAAAAGAAAAAAAAAUGAAGAAACCAUGAAGUAACGUUAACGUUUACGAUAGAAUGAUUACGAUACAGUUAUUAUUACACGUUCGAUGCGUCCCACAUAAUACACGCACACACACGCGCACACACAUAUACACGACACGUAUACACACGUACACGAGGAGUAUUAAUUAUUUCGAAGAAAAAAAAAGACGCAGGAGAAGAGGUAAAAAUGAAAAAAAAAAAUAAAUAAAUAAAUAAAAAAGUUAAAGGUGCGAACGAGCGAACGAAGAAGCGAGAGAGUACGUGGACAGCGUGAUAGAAUUCGAGCGCGAAAGAGAGAACGAAUGCGAGACAGCGAGAAUGCGAUUAAAGGUGACUCGAGAAAUGAUACGCGCGAGAAGCGAGCAUACAUUCGCGUAUUAAGGCAUUAAACGAUUAAACGAGACAUUUAAAGAAUAUACAAAAGAAAAAAACAUGACGUAGAUAGAUAGCAUUUCGGUCGUGAAGGGAAAAUAAAGGGAAAAAACGGAAACGAGGGAACGCGAUGGAACACGUAGUCGACCAUCCUUGCAUCGACAUUUCGUAAGGAAUCGUAGAAAUGGCAACAGAGAAUAAAACACGACUUUAUCGAGGUAUAAUAUGUGUUCGUUUAGACAUUACAAUAAAUAACUACUAUGUUAACUUAGACACGUAACGGUACGAAUCGAGAGAGAACGAGGAACAGAGAGGAUAAAACGAAUGAAUGACACGAAAGAGAACGCGAGAGGAACUUAUGGUAGAAUGCAUGAUUAGUAGAGAGCGCGUGAAAACAAACGAGAGAAUACGAGGAAA
This is a messenger RNA of Megachile rotundata (alfalfa leafcutting bee), 5724 nucleotides long. RefSeq names its product calcium-permeable channel component Mid1 (gene Mid1). Gene Ontology annotation, molecular function: stretch-activated, monoatomic cation-selective, calcium channel activity. NCBI's taxonomy places the organism in Eukaryota, Metazoa, Arthropoda, Insecta, Hymenoptera, Megachilidae. The record is from RefSeq and is a predicted model, not a curated record. Gene Ontology annotation, cellular component: plasma membrane. Gene Ontology annotation, biological process: calcium ion import across plasma membrane.